GCAGAGUGGUCGUUAUUACAAGCAAGAGUAAUCACUCCAUCUACGAACGUCAGCAUAUACAUACCUGAAAAAUUGUGUGUUGACCCUCCAUUGUACAAACUGAGGAGCGCGCUCGUGGCACGGUGUAAAUUCCCAUGGAUCCCCAGAACAACAAAGCAUGGCCACCUGCUGGCUUCCACAGGAGGGGUUCCAACCCCCAUGCAGAGGAGGUGCUGCUACCAUCCACAUCUCACUGUACGGCAAACACCCAGACGGACUACCGGGACAGCGAGGUGCAGACAGAACCCUACAACCCCAGCUUUGUGGUUUGUCCCGGGUCCCCCCCUGAGAUCCUAACCUUGGCAACGCUGACAUUGGGUCAUGGCCUCCUGAUUGGACUGCGAGAAGUGGAGAGGGUGGAGUGGGUGAGGAGGCAGAGGGCCCAGGAGGCCACAUUGCCACCCUAUGAUGACCUCACUCAAGUUGCCCGGAGAGAAAGGAUGAUGAAGGAGAUGGAGCGGGAGAAGUGGGCCUUUAGAGAGAAGGAGAUACAGAAGCUACACGAUUUCCGCUUAGACCAGCUGAUCAAGCACUUGUGGCAGAGAGAGGAGAGGAUACAGGAGGUCACCAUGAAGCGCCUCGACAAGCGCUUCUCCCAGCGCCAGCGUGACCGGGACAGAGAGAUUGAGAAAAUGCGCAGAGAUUACCUGGCCUCUAUCAGGAGACUGACAGAGUACCAGAGAAAUGCGGGAGGGAAGGUGGACACACGUGACACCGUUAAGGUGUACGCUAAACACACACUGCGGACGUGCGACCCUUGCUUGCAGGAAGGCCAGUCCUCUGAUCUGGCUUCCAGGAUUAAUGAGGUGAAGACCAAGUACCUCAGCACUUAUGAAGACCUCCUGCAGCUGGAGGCUAGUCUACCAUCUUCAGUCACAGAGCCUCUCAUUGAAGCCCCCCGACCAAAGGACUUUAAAGGGUUCAUCAAGCGUGCCGAUCGUCAUGAGAUGAAGCUGAUGCAGGCUCACCAGGAACUAAAGGGUGCAGAGAUGUUUGAGGAGAAGCCACUCCGAUUUCUCAUUGAUCUGGAGAAACCACGUCCCCCAACUCCAGUAACUGACGCACCUCCUGAGGGGGAUGAGGAGAAGCAACUGGCUCUCAUUUUCAUGCAGAAACUGUUGAGAGGAAGAUCCAUUAUGAAUAUGAUGUUCGAGGGGAAGGAGAAGCGUUGGGAGCUGAUCCAGGAGCUGCGCACAACUCACGCACUGCAGAGGGAGGAGCAGGAGAAGCAGAAGGUGCAGAGACAGGUUACACUGGACCUGCAGAAACAGAGAGAGCUGCACAACCACAUGGUGUCAAUGCGGGAAAGUUACCUUCAGGGCCUGGCAGGCAGGGUUGUGGUGGACACAUUGGACUUUGUGUAA
Molecule: messenger RNA, 1403 nt
Organism: Megalops cyprinoides (Indo-Pacific tarpon)
Lineage: Eukaryota; Metazoa; Chordata; Actinopteri; Elopiformes; Megalopidae
Product: cilia- and flagella-associated protein 91-like
Exons: 10
Coding region: 135-1403 (422 amino acids)
Source: RefSeq, a predicted model, not a curated record